AUGUCUUUCAACCAGUUCAACAACAUCCGCCGCCAUGAGAUCCUCGAGCGUAUGGGCAUCGAGCAGCUUCCUGCCCUGAUGCCCGGCCAGGAGCAUCCCGACGUUGAGCCCGAAGAACGCCGCCCAGAAGUACCUCUCGUCAUGCUUCCCGUGCCUGGCAGGAAGUGCCCUUCUUGCCUUGCCAAGGGCGAAACCGUCUGGGUCAUUCCCGGCAAAUGCUGCCCUGCGUGUGGCACCCCUGUCAACUGA
Messenger RNA from Lasiodiplodia theobromae, 249 nucleotides. RefSeq names its product Zinc finger transcription factor ace1. The record is from RefSeq and is a predicted model, not a curated record. The transcript has 2 exons. NCBI's taxonomy places the organism in Eukaryota, Fungi, Ascomycota, Dothideomycetes, Botryosphaeriales, Botryosphaeriaceae. The coding region runs from base 1 to 249 and encodes 82 amino acids.